CCUUAACUCUACAUCUUUUGUAUAAAUUUCAUAACCUUCUUAGAGAAGUGCACCCUUCCAUUUAAUGAAAUUUCUCUAUUAAUUUUCUCAUUUUCCCAUUUCACAUAUUUACUUGGAUAUGUACCUAUCACAAAAUCUCACCUUAUUUUCAUCAGAAUCUUAUCCAACUUCACUUUCUCCAUCUUUUGAACAAUAACACUAACUAUUACCUUCCAUACAAAUUCCAAGUCUUUAGUAAGUUUACUUGUUUGAUAUUUCUACUCAAAUAUUAAGUAGAUUUUGUGAUCACCUUUUUAGAUUCUAUAUGUCCAUUUUUUACCUAUAUAUUUAGUCAGCACCAAAGUCUCUGGUCAAGGAAAAAUAUUCAACACCACUACUGUUACAUUCUUCUUAUUUUCAGUCCCUCCUUAAAAACAAAUUUAGGGUUAUCUUUUUUUUCCAAGGUAUAGAAAUUAUCAAGUGGAGUAGUACUAGUUUGUUUGGUAGUUGUCUUUUUGAAAGUUGAUGGAAAUAUAAAUAGGAGGAAAGGAACCACAGUCAUUUUGCAUUCCAAACCAUUCUCAUUAAUUAGACCAAAAUGGAACCAAAUAAUGAGAACAGAGUUAUAGACAUAACAGCUAUGGAGGUACACAAAGUUGUUUCUCCACCCCAUAGAAGCACUUUCCAAAAACUCAAAAAUAGGCUUAAAGAAACCUUUUUCCCUGAUGACCCUUUACGUCAAUUCAAAGGUCAGCCAUUGAAACAGAAGCUACUUCUUGGUGCUCAGUAUGUUUUUCCUAUACUAGAAUGGGGUCCUAAUUAUAGCUUCAAGCUGUUCAAAUCUGAUAUAAUCUCUGGCCUCACCAUUGCUAGCCUUGCAAUUCCUCAGGGAAUUAGCUAUGCAAAACUAGCUAACUUACCUCCAAUUGUUGGUCUUUAUUCAAGUUUUGUUCCUCCUCUUGUUUAUGCUGUUCUUGGAAGUUCAAGGGAUCUUGCAGUAGGGCCAGUUUCAAUUGCAUCACUUGUUUUAGGAUCAAUGUUGAGAGAAGUGGUGUCCCCAACUAAAGAUCCAAUCUUGUUCCUUCAACUUGCUUUCUCUUCUACUUUCUUUGCUGGCCUUUUCCAAGCUUCUUUAGGCUUUUUGAGACUCGGUUUUAUUAUUGAUUUUCUUUCAAAAGCAACACUGAUUGGAUUCAUGGCUGGAGCUGCUGUUAUAGUGUCACUGCAGCAACUCAAGAGUCUUCUUGGUAUCACAAAUUUUACCAAGCAAAUGGCGAUAGUCCCUGUUCUAAGUUCUGUUUUCCACAGAACUAAUGAGUGGUCUUGGCAAACUAUACUCAUGGCAUUCUGCUUCUUGGUGUUCCUCCUAUUGACCAGACACAUUAGCAUGAGAAAGCCAAAGCUAUUUUGGGUAUCGGCAGGAGCCCCUCUUCUUUCCGUCAUUAUCUCUACACUUCUGGUCUUUGCAAUGAAAGGUCAAAAGCAUGGUAUCAGCAUUAUUGGCAAAUUACAAGAAGGGUUGAACCCUCCUUCAUGGAACAUGUUACAUUUCAGUGGAAGCUACUUGGGACUUGUAAUCAAAACUGGAAUUGUCACUGGCGUCCUUUCACUUACUGAAGGAAUUGCAGUGGGGAGGACUUUUGCUGCUUUAAAGAACUACCAAGUGGAUGGAAACAAAGAGAUGAUUGCUAUUGGGGUCAUGAACAUCGUUGGUUCCUCAACUUCCUGCUAUGUCACAACUGGUGCAUUCUCUAGGUCAGCAGUGAAUCAUAAUGCAGGAAGCAAAACUGCAGUUUCUAACAUAGUAAUGGCAGUGACCGUGAUGGUGACACUCCUUUUCCUAAUGCCUCUCUUCCAAUAUACUCCCAAUGUUGUGCUCGGAGCCAUCAUCGUCACUGCUGUUGUUGGCCUUAUUGACGUCCCAGCUGCUUACCAGAUCUGGAAGAUCGAUAAAUUCGAUUUCCUAGUCUUGUUAUGUGCAUUCUUCGGAGUCAUCUUCAUUUCUGUUCAAAAUGGUCUUGCCAUUGCUAUUGGAAUAUCAAUUCUAAAGGUGUUGCUGCAAAUUACAAGGCCAAAAACAGUAAUGUUAGGAAAUAUACCUGGUACUGGAAUUUAUAGAAAUCUUGAUCAUUAUAAGGAGGCUAUGAGUAUUCCUGGUUUUCUCAUUUUAAGUAUUGAAGCUCCAAUCAACUUUGCCAAUGCAACUUAUCUUAAAGAAAGGAUUUCAAGAUGGAUAGAAGACUAUGACGCAGAGGGAGGAAAAAACAAGAAACAGUCAGGGCUUAGAUUUGUGGUCCUUGAUUUGUCUGCUGUGACUGCCAUUGAUACAAGUGGAGUCUCAUUGUUCAAGGAUUUGAGUAUGGCAAUGGAAAAGAAAGGCCUUGAGUUUGUAUUGGUGAAUCCAAUAGGAGAAGUAGUGGAAAAAUUACAGAGGGCUGAUGAAACUAAAGAUAUGAUGAGACCAGAUUGCCUCUUUUUAACAGUCGAAGAAGCAGUAGCUUCACUUUCCUCAACAAUAAAAUACCAAAUACCAGACAAUGUUUGAGAUAUAAUUUCAGCUGCUGUUGCUUAGCUCUUUCAUCUGUACCUUUGUAAUUCUAUUUGGUUGAUCAAGAACUCAAUCAAAAGCAUAAAAAUAACCUAUGGAAUCCUUGAAUUGUACAAGCAAAAUUAGCUAAGAGAAUUAUUGACUUUUAAGAAAGAAUUUUCAAGCAACCGCUAUAUUUUCAA
Messenger RNA from Nicotiana attenuata, 2709 nucleotides. RefSeq names its product probable sulfate transporter 3.3. Gene Ontology annotation, biological process: transmembrane transport. Bases 578 to 2524 code for a protein of 648 amino acids. Gene Ontology annotation, molecular function: secondary active sulfate transmembrane transporter activity. The record is from RefSeq and is a predicted model, not a curated record. Gene Ontology annotation, cellular component: membrane. NCBI's taxonomy places the organism in Eukaryota, Viridiplantae, Streptophyta, Magnoliopsida, Solanales, Solanaceae. The transcript has 13 exons.